Molecule: messenger RNA, 2011 nt
Organism: Cynoglossus semilaevis (tongue sole)
Lineage: Eukaryota; Metazoa; Chordata; Actinopteri; Pleuronectiformes; Cynoglossidae
Gene: rx1
Product: retinal homeobox gene 1
Exons: 4
Coding region: 167-1225 (352 amino acids)
Biological process (GO): positive regulation of transcription by RNA polymerase II
Molecular function (GO): RNA polymerase II cis-regulatory region sequence-specific DNA binding; DNA-binding transcription factor activity, RNA polymerase II-specific
Source: RefSeq, a predicted model, not a curated record
UGGUUCUGCUGCGGGUAGGAUCGACUUUAAUUCAUUUAAAAAAUUUUUUUUUUUUUAAAUUUAAAAAAAAAGAACUCUCCUGAUAGUUUGCUGCUCUUCAUCAGGGAUCUGUGAAGAUUCGACGGAUUUACUUUUGAGACGUGCGACACGGAGCCUAGACCAACUAAUGCAUUUAUCACUGGACGCCAUGAGCUUGGUGGACGACAGGUGCCUUUCGCCCGGCAACUUCCAGGAACUGGGGAAAUGCGGCGUCUUUGCCGCGGGGAACCGCGUCCACAGCAUCGACGUCAUCCUCGGCUUCAGUAAAGACCAGGAGCCGCUGCUCGGUCCUGCCGGGACUUCUGGUCCUCACGAAGUGGACAUAGAAGGCCUGGUGCAUUCUGGGAAGGAGCAGGAUUCACCUUUACACCCAUUUUACAGCGCAAACCUUUAUUCACUGAAAAAAGGCGACACGGAUCAGCAGCAGCAGCAGCAGCAGCAGUUUCAUGAUGCUGGUUUAUACACCAGUAAGUGUGAAGAUGAACUGAGCGAACCGACCAGGAGUCUGGACAGUGACGAGGGCAGAUCUCCAGAGUCGUCCAGGGACAAUCAGCCCAAGAAGAAACACAGACGCAACCGCACCACCUUCACCACGCACCAGCUUCACGAGCUGGAGUGCGCCUUCGAGAAGUCCCACUACCCAGACGUGUACAGCAGAGAGGAGCUGGCCAUGAAGGUGAACCUCCCAGAGGUCAGAGUUCAGGUGUGGUUCCAGAACCGCAGAGCUAAAUGGCGGCGGCAGGAGAAACUGGAUGCCAGCACUAUGAAGCUCCAAGACUCACCCAUGUUGUCCUUCAACCGCCCGGCCCAAGUUCACACCGGCAUCGGUCCCAUGACAAACCCCCUCCCCCUGGAUCCGUGGCUGACCUCCCCCCUGUCCGGUGCCACGACCGUCCACAGCAUCCCCGGCUUCAUGGCUCCACCUCAGGGUCUCCAGCACGGCUUCCCGAGCCACAACUUUCUCAAAACUGCCCCUCACCCUCACCCUCACUCUCACCCUCACCCUCAUCACUCCAUGGGUCAGGCGAUGCAGAGUGUGGCCCCCCCUCCUUAUCAGUUCCCUGGACUCUACCCUGAUAAAGACCCGGUGGAGAACAUGGAGCAGCGCAGCUCCAGCAUCGCUGCACUGAGGAUAAAGGCAAAAGAACACAUCGAGUCUAUGGACAGGACCUGGCAACCCAUGUAAUUUUCAGACCUGGCAACCCAUGUGAGUGACGUUUGGAACACAUGGUAAUGAUAUAGAGAAAAUGAAGAACUUUGUUGGAUUUAUUUUUUUUUUAAAUACUGAACUCUUGAUGUUUAAAUGACACCUGAGCUGCUGUAGCUUCUCCUCCGUGAUUUGAUCUGUCGUAUAGUUCUAGAUGGAUCUUUACGUCUACAUCAUCAAACUGUGUGUAGUCAACCUGUGAUGGUUCAGCCGUCGCCUUCACCUGAUCAUGUGAUCAAUCACAGGUUUUUUAGCUGGAUGGGAGGAGCAUAUUAUCAUCUGUAUAAAAACUAGUCCAGAUGUUACUGGUCCAGGUGUGAGUUCUUGUCUUUGUCUGGACCUGAAGGAGGAGAAAGACUUCAGACUGAAGAUGUCCCUGUAACCACCGCGUCGUUAAAAUGGUUCUUCUGAUGAUCCAGUAGGGGGAGUGACGGUCGUGUUCUGUUGGUUUUUCAGCUGUUAUAAAAAAACACGAAAGUCAGUAAACACUGUGUUUAACAAGGGAUAAAUUCACCGAUGUUGGUCAGAGAAUAAACCAAAGGCUCGAUAAUAAAGAAAACUGAAACAGAUUUUUUUUCACUGAUAAUAUUUCUUUUGGUUUUCUAAUUAUUUCAUGUCAUAAUGUAACAAAGUGAAUAUUGUUAUUGUUUGUUUUCUCCUACAUCAAUGGAGAUUUUUCAGAAAGACAAAGUCAAAAUAAAUCUAGUUUGGUAGAAUGUCGACCAGUGAACUUAUUCCCACAGAGUCACUCUUUCUUUUUUCUUA